UCUUUAACAAACUCAAAAAUUCAAUGAUUAAGCUAUGGAGGACAUAACUUCAUCAAUCCAAAAAAAAGGAAACAAAAAUUAUUUUACAAUUUUAGAGAUUUCAAUAGGUGCCCUAAUCACAACCUCUCUUGCACUCUAUAUUCUUCACAUAAUCUUCACCAAAUAUUUCAAAAGAAGAAAUCAAACUCUUUAUGUUGAACCAACAACUUCAAUAAGUCUUGAUAAUCAUAUCCUAAACACAAUCCCAAUCCUUUUUUAUUCUUCCAAAACAUGUGAUUUAUAUAGCAUUAAUAAAGUUGAUCAAUGUGUAAUAUGUCUUGGAACUUUUCAUAAAGGUGAUUUAAUUCGUUGGCUUCCUAAUUGUGGUCAUAUAUUUCAUGUUUCAUGUAUUGAUCAUUGGUUUCAUGCACAUAUAACUUGUCCUAUUUGUCGUGCGCUUGUGCAUGGGCCGAGCGGAAAUCGAGACCUUGCUGGUGCUCGGCCUGUGCUGCAUAGGACAAGAUCGGGCGGUUUGAUGUGUCAUUCAAAUAAAUUGGUGCUACCCGUACAAGGGUUAGGACCUUGUGAUUUGGUUAAGGUUCAGUUGAAGAGAUCGCUGUCGAUGAAUGAAUCUUGUGCGGUGAUUGAUACAAGGGAACAAAGUAGUUCUUCUUCUUCCUCUUGUUCUUCAUUAUUAGUUGAUAAUAGUUCUUGUAAUCAUCCUACUAUUUCAAAAUUUGAUUUUUUAUUAAGUAGAUUGUAUGGGUAUAGUGAAGGACAUGGAGGUACUCUAAGGAGUAAUGGUAUUCUACCUUAUUGAUUAGUUAGAAAUUUAGUGCUCUUCUAUCUCUUGAGUUUACUACAAAAGGGUUUUAAUUUCCACAAAUAUUAAAAAGUACUUCAAGAAUAAUAGUUUUAGAUAAGAGGCAGGCAAAAUACAAUAGGAAAAAUGUAUGGAUCAAAUGAAAAAUACGUCAAGUAUAUAGAUGAAAAUUAAAGAGUGUGAAUCAUAGUCAAAAUUAAAUCGUAGUGAAUUCUAUGAGACUCACUAAAAAAAAUUAUUUCAAUACUAGUAAGAAUAAAAAGAGAGCAGAAAUAGGUAAAGUAAACUAAAAUGAAAUAUAACAAACUCUAAAAAACAUUAAAAAAAAAAAGAGAAAA
Messenger RNA from Amaranthus tricolor (Joseph's coat), 1140 nucleotides. RefSeq names its product RING-H2 finger protein ATL47-like. Gene Ontology annotation, biological process: protein ubiquitination. The transcript has a single exon. Bases 35 to 799 code for a protein of 254 amino acids. The record is from RefSeq and is a predicted model, not a curated record. NCBI's taxonomy places the organism in Eukaryota, Viridiplantae, Streptophyta, Magnoliopsida, Caryophyllales, Amaranthaceae.